Messenger RNA from Dujonia railenensis, 1374 nucleotides. The record is from the annotation of a GenBank genome assembly. Lineage: Eukaryota; Fungi; Ascomycota; Pichiomycetes; Serinales; Debaryomycetaceae.
AUGUCAACAGAACAUAGAGUGAUGCCAGAUUCUGGCCUACUACCCAAGAACUCAUCAGUUACGCCGUUUGAGCAGGAGCCAAGCGCCACUGUUAGCCAGGAGCCUGGACCUGAACAUGAGAUUAUUGAAAUACCAUCUGAAGAAGAUGAAGAUGAUGAUGAAGAUGAGGGCGAAAUGGGCAGACUGGAGCUGAGAUCUAGCAGCGAGUUGCCCUAUAUACAUGUAAAUCGCCGUACCCACCGCACGAUAGCGGAUGACGAAGACCAAGACGAAGCUGAUAGUGAUGAUGAAUACGAUGAUGACUAUAUAGAAGAAGCCGUGGUCAGUGUCUUAGAUCAGGAUGAACCUGAAGAAAUAUUGGAUGAAGAGGACGACGAAGACGUAGUAGUGAUAUCUUCCACCUCAAGUAGGCCGAUCUCUCCGCAGGAGGUACGCCAGCGGACCCAAGAACAACAUCAAAACUUAAGAAGGAGAGCUCAUGGAGGUCAAGGCGGAAGAAACAUUAGGAGAAGAAUAGCGGACGAAGACAUCCAGAUUGUCAACGAGAGGAGGAUUCCUCAUCGACCCAUAACUAGAAGUGGGGAGGAGAGUUUCAGGCGACAUAUAUUGCGCCAAAUGAUGGGCAGACUAGAAGUUCCGUUUGGUGACGUCCAAGGAAACAAUGAUCUUGAAGCUGACAUGGAGGCAAUACGUAGGCUAGACGAAGGACUGGUCAGGGAAAGACAGAUCGAAGAACAUAUAAGUAGUCUAUUGACCAGAGGUAAUUUAAGGGACUACUCCUUAACAUUUUUGCAAGGGAUACUAGGCCCAGCACACGAACAACAAGACGGUGAUGAGAUAGAGGCAUCCAUCUUGGCAAGAAUUGAACGAGACAAUGAAAACAGGGUAGACAAUAGACUUCAAAGCGAGAAUAUUUUCAAUAGGAAAGCACUACAGGACAAGAAGGAUAUUGCAGACCAGGAACUAGAGGGCUAUACCAAUGAUAUUAGCGAAAGCAUAACACCAGCAUGCGAAUUAUGUGGCGUCGUGCUAGGCGAAGGAUUGCCUGAAGAUUUCAAACCAAAUGUUCAGUAUGAUGAGGAGUUGAGUAAGUACCAGGAACUGUAUAGGGUUCCUGCUCCUUGGUUUUGCUUCAAACAGGUUACUCAGGUAGACAUUGACCUCUCUAAAAGAGUAUUUGCAGCCACUAGAUGUGGACAUGUUUACUGCGGUAGGUGUUUCAAGAAUAUUGGAAGUAGGGCAAGAAUCAGUAGAAAGAAAAGUGGAUUAAUUUCUAUUGAGAAUCCGAGGACUUACUCUCCAAGGACAUGUGUUGCGGACGGCUGCGGCUGCACAUUCAGAGGAAAGACACCAUUUACUGAGGUAUUCUUCUGA